This is a messenger RNA of Synchiropus splendidus (mandarinfish), 4221 nucleotides long. RefSeq names its product voltage-dependent calcium channel subunit alpha-2/delta-3-like. NCBI's taxonomy places the organism in Eukaryota, Metazoa, Chordata, Actinopteri, Syngnathiformes, Callionymidae. The transcript is spliced from 38 exons. The record is from RefSeq and is a predicted model, not a curated record. The coding region runs from base 336 to 3635 and encodes 1099 amino acids. Gene Ontology annotation, cellular component: voltage-gated calcium channel complex. Gene Ontology annotation, molecular function: voltage-gated calcium channel activity.
GGAGGAAGGUACUGUCGCGCGGAGCUUCGGUCCACGGUCUCCUCUCUUCCCCCCUGGACUUUUGAUAGUGCACAUUACUGGUGAAAGGUUCUGGUUAAGCCAGCGAGCGGCAGAGAGGUCGCGAUCCGCUGUUUGUUUACUGGACUAAAGUACCGUGUGUGACGACACUUUUGGAUAUCUCACUCAUCCAGCUGCCAUCCUGCUGCUUUUCCAAGCGUAUGUCUUCUCCCCGGCUCCUCUUUUUAGCCACCUUUCCUUCUCUUUUGGUGGUUUUUGGAUGAUCCCCCGCGAUCUCUGGAGAACCAACCUUGGCAGCGCGAGCGCGUAAACGAAGGAUGUUUUCGCUCAACAUGCACGUUUAUCGCAGCUGUGCGACUUUCAGCACGUUCGUGGUUUUACUCUGGACAACUGUGAUCAGCAGUGUCUCCGAAGUGGAGGGCUACCACCAAACUAUCCCUCCGUCCGUGGUAAAGCUCUGGGCAUCUGCAUUUGGUGGAGAGCUCAAGUCCAUCUCAGCCAAAUACUCUGGCUCACAGCUGCUGCAGAAGAAAUAUAAAGAGUUUGAACGGGCGGUGCAGGUGGAGGAGAUUGAUGGACUGCGACUGGUGAAGAGACUGGCAGAGGACAUGGAGGAGAUGUUUCACAAGAAGGCCCAAGCAAUGAAGAGACUGGUGGAGGCUGCAGAAGAAGCCCACCUCCAGCAUGAAGAGGACCCAGACCUUCAGUAUGAGUACUUCAAUGCGGUUUUGAUCAACGAGGUGGAUGAGGAGGGGAAAAGCGUGGAACUUGGAGGGGAGUUCAUCCUACAACCCAAUGAUCACUUCAACAACUUGUCCGUCAACCUGAGCCUCAGUGUGGUCCAAGUACCAACCAACAUGUACAAUAAAGACUCAGCAAUUGUGAAUGGAGUCUACUGGUCUGAGGCCCUCAACAAAGUGUUUGUGGACAACUUUGAGAGGGACCCUUCUCUCAUAUGGCAGUACUUUGGCAGCGCAAAAGGCUUCUUCAGGCAGUAUCCAGGGAUCAAGUGGAAACCUGAUGAACACGGGGUCAUAGCGUUUGACUGUCGUAACCGGAAGUGGUACAUCCAGGCUGCUACCUCUCCCAAGGAUGUGGUGAUUCUGGUCGAUGUCAGCGGCAGCAUGAAAGGCCUUCGACUCACCAUCGCCCGUCAGACUGUCUCCUCGAUACUUGAUACUCUCGGAGAUGAUGACUUCUUUAACAUAAUCGCCUAUAAUGAGGAACUGCACUACGUGGAGCCGUGCCUCAAUGGAACUCUAGUACAGGCGGACGUCACCAACAAAGACCAUUUCCGGGAACAUCUGGACAAGCUGUUUGCUCAAGGCAUCGGCAUGUUGGACGUGGCGCUGACUGAAGCCUUCAACCUGCUGAGCGAUUUCAAUGAGACUGGGAGGGGCAGCGAGUGCAGCCAGGCCAUCAUGCUGGUGACUGAUGGAGCGGUGGACACUUAUGAUGCUAUCUUUGCCAAGUACAACUGGCCAGAGAGAAAGGUCCGCAUAUUCCCCUACCUGAUUGGUCGAGAGUCAGCCUUCGCUGAUAAUCUGAAAUGGAUGGCGUGUGCUAACAAAGGCUAUUUCACCCAAAUUUCCACCCUGGCGGACGUGCAGGAGAAUGUGAUGGAAUAUCUCCACGUCUUGAGUCGACCCAAGGUGAUUGAUCGGGAGCAUGACACGGUGUGGACUGAGGCUUACAUUGACAACACUUACAUGCACUCAGCGCUCCCCCAAGCGCAACAGCUGGAUGACGGUCAGGGUCCUGUUCUGAUGACCACUGUAGCAAUGCCUGUUUUCAGCACCAAGAACGAGACUAGGAACCGUGGGAUUCUGCUGGGGGUGGUCGGGACUGACGUUCCUGUGUCUGAGCUUCUGAAGGCCAUCCCGAAAUAUAAGUUGGGGAUUCACGGAUAUGCUUUCGCCAUCACCAACAACGGCUACAUACUCACCCAUCCUGAUCUACGGCCCCUUUAUGGUGAUGGCAAGAAGCGGAAGAAGCCAAACUACAGCAGCGUGGAUCUGUCUGAGGUGGAGUGGGAGGACAAGGAAGACACGUUGAGGAAUGCAAUGGUGAACCGGAAGACGGGGACUUUCUCCAUGGAGGUGAAGAAGAGCGUGGACAAAGGGAAACGAGUCCUGGUGCUCCAUAACGACUACUAUUACACUGAUAUCAAGGGGACACCUUUCAGUCUAGGGGUCGCGCUUUCAAGGGGCCAUGGCAAGUUCUUCUUCAGAGGGGACGUUACAGUGGACGAAGGACUGCAUGACUUGGAGCAUCCUGAUGUUGCACUGGCAGAUGAAUGGACGUACUGCAACACAGACGAGCACACAGAGCACCGUUACCUGAGCCAGAUAGAAGCCAUCAAACUCUACCUGAGUGGACACGAGCCACACUUACACUGUGACAAGGAGCUGGUUCAGGAGGUGCUUUUUGAUGCGGUGGUAACGGCUCCGUUGGAGGCCUACUGGACCAGUCUGGUGCUCAAUAAGUCAGAGAACUCAGAUAAAGGGGUUGAGAUCGCCUACUUGGGCACAAGGACUGGUCUGUCCAGAAUAAACCUGUUUGUGGUGCCAGAUGAGCUCACGUACCAAGACUUCCUGACAGCUGAAGACAAAGAGGGGGUGUUCAAUGCCGACCACUUUCCCCUUUGGUAUAAGAGGGCUGCAGAACAAGUUCCCGGGACGUUUGUCUACUCUCUGCCGUUUAAUACAGGGUCAGAAAACAAGAGUGUUGUCUUGGCCAGCACUGCCAUCCAUCUUCUGGAUGAGAGGAAGUCACCCAUAGCUGCUGCCGUAGGGAUCCAGAUGAAACUGGAAUUCUUUCAGAGGAAGUUCUGGACGGCCAGCAAACAGUGUGCAGCUCUUGAUGGGAAAUGUUCCAUAAGUUGCGACGACGAGAACAUCAACUGCUACCUGAUCGACAACAAUGGCUUCAUUCUGGUGGCGGAAGACUAUUCUUUGACGGGGAAUUUCUUCGGGGAAGCAGAGGGAGCAGUCAUGAGUAAGCUCCUGCAGAUGGGGUCUUUCAAAAGGGUGACACUGUAUGACUACCAGGCUCUGUGCUGGGUGUUUUCAGAGAGCAGCGACAGUGGACAGACACUCCUGGAUCCAUAUUUCGCCUUCUUCUCUGCUGUGAAGUGGAUCUUCACCGAACUUGUCAUAUUCCUGGUGGAGUUCAACCUGUACAGUUGGUGGCACUCUGACCUCUCUGCUAAAGCUCAGAGGUUUGGUCGGUCCAUGCAGGUGCCAUGUGACACCGAGUACCCAGCCUUCGUCUCCGAGAGGACCAUCAAGGAGAACACUGGGCACGUCGACUGUGACGGCUGCAUCAAGUCCUUCGUGAUCCAGCAGAUCCCCAGCAGCAACCUCUUCAUGGUGGUGACAGACAACAAAUGUGACUGCAACAUGUUCGAGCCCAUCACCAUGGACCCAGUGGAAAUCAUGUAUAAUGAAUCUCUCAAGUGUGAGAGAUUGAAGAUGCAGAAGGACAGGAGGCGCCCAGAUACCUGUCAUCCUUUUCACCCAGAGGAGAACUCCAUGGAAUGUGGCGGCGCCGGGAGUGCCACGCCUUCGUUUGCAGUGACCCUGCUCUGCGCUGUGCUGGCGCUGUUGCCCAGAUGACCAGAACUUACCACACGUGUCCGUCAAGAGGUUCGACUGAAUCGGCUUGGCAUGCAACAGACAGGCAAUGAGGCCUUGGAAGAGAACACACCAAUCCCUGCGCAUUGUGCCCACUCUCAGAUCGCUGCCUGGCAAGUCCUGAGCCCCGGGUUGCCUCCUGACCAAGCACUCGUACGGACUAAGAAGUGGUCAUUGACACGGUGCUCUGACAACAUGAAUUAAUCAGGUUUCAUUCUGUAUAUACGCGGCUCGAGGUUGGCACAGACUUGGUUUGGCACCGUUGGGUCCUUCCUGGCAGCUGAGGGCUUGUGCCUAUUGCUGGGCCUCAAACUGGAUGGAGAUAAGGAUGGUCGCACUUCUUUUCAGUCCAGUUUGAUGUUGAGUGUGUUCUGGAGGUUAAAAAAAAUUACAGAAGAUGAUAUGUGGUGGAAAAUGUUUGUCUGGAUUUAUUUUCUUCAACUGAGUGUAAAUGUACAUAUCUGGAAAAUAGUUUUAUCAUCAUUUGCAAGUGGUUCCCUACAACUGAGAAUCUUCGUCCUCUGACGUGAGUCUGACAUCCGUCCUGUUUAUGUACUUUUGAAAUAAA